Symbiodinium necroappetens is the source of this 338-nucleotide messenger RNA. Lineage: Eukaryota; Dinophyceae; Suessiales; Symbiodiniaceae. The record is from the annotation of a GenBank genome assembly.
GACGUGGGCAUAUUGGAUGGUGUGGUGGCGGCAUCUAUUUUGCCUUGAGCGCCGGGGCCACUUACCACAAAGCUGUUGGAGUGAACUCGGCCCAUGGCUUCAUCAUUGAAGCAAAAGUCGACCUCGGCCGCACCAAGCACAUGCCCGCCCAGUGCACUUCCUCUCGAAGAUGCUGGGGCAUCCCACUCCAGAAUGCCAUCCGCUGCAUCGACCAUUCCUACCAGGGAGGCCAUUUCCAGGGGCAAGGAUAUAACUCGAUCUAUUUCAACCCCGGCGAUGGCGGAGAGUACGUGAUCUGGGAUCCCCGCCGGGUGAUUUCAAUGCGACAAGUUCGCUAA